Messenger RNA from Haliaeetus leucocephalus (bald eagle), 4547 nucleotides. RefSeq names its product tubulin tyrosine ligase-like family, member 5 (gene TTLL5). The transcript has 33 exons. Gene Ontology annotation, cellular component: cilium. The coding region runs from base 176 to 4036 and encodes 1286 amino acids. Gene Ontology annotation, molecular function: tubulin-glutamic acid ligase activity; tubulin binding. Gene Ontology annotation, biological process: microtubule cytoskeleton organization; protein polyglutamylation. The record is from RefSeq and is a predicted model, not a curated record. NCBI's taxonomy places the organism in Eukaryota, Metazoa, Chordata, Aves, Accipitriformes, Accipitridae.
GUAGUAACGGGGAAGCGGCGGGAGGGGCCGCGGCUGCUGGGCCGCUGUGUCCGCCCGCCUCUGCCCGCUCCGGUGAUGCGGGAGCAGGUAACUGCUCUUGCAAGAUUCCUUGAAUCUGCAGGAAGGAGUCUCGGAGGCUGCUGAGACUUGGGCUGUAUGAAAACUCCCAGAGGAAAUGCCAGUUGGGAUGGCUCGAGAUCUGGAGGAAACUGGCUCAUCCUCAGAGGAAGAGGAGGAAGAAGAUGUUGGGCUGGAGGAUCAUCCAUGUAUCAAGUGGACCGGUGGUGGCUGCAGGCGGAUCCCUGUCUUGGUGUUUCAUGCUGAAGCCAUUCUGACCAACGACAGCUACCUCCGCCUAAUUGGAGAGCGCUACCACUUGUCCUAUAAGAUUGUGCGAACAGACAGCCGUCUGGUUCGAAGCAUUCUGACUGCCCAUGGAUUCCAUGAGGUGCACCCUAAUAGCAGCAAUUAUAAUCUCAUGUGGACAGGAUCACACUUGAAGCCCUACUUGUUGCGAUCCCUUACAGAUAUUCAGAAAGUCAAUCAUUUCCCUAGGUCAUAUGAACUCACACGGAAGGACAGACUAUACAAGAACGUCAGUCGUAUGCAGCUGGCCCAUGGAUUCAAGACAUUCCAUAUCUUACCUCAGACCUUUAUCCUGCCAACAGAGUACCAGGACUUCUGCAAUACCUAUUCUAAGGACAGAGGCCCAUGGAUAGUGAAGCCCGUGGCCUCUUCCAGGGGUCGAGGUGUCUACCUGAUAAACAAUCCAAACCAGAUUGUCCUGGAAGACAACAUCCUGGUUUCUCGUUACAUCAGCAACCCCCUGCUCAUAGAUGAUUUCAAAUUCGAUGUACGCCUCUAUGUUCUGGUUACAUCCUAUGAUCCACUUGUCAUCUAUCUCUACGAGGAAGGAUUGGCCAGGUUUGCAACAGUGAGGUAUGACCAGGCAUCCAAGAACAUUAAAAACCAGUUCAUGCAUCUGACCAACUACAGUGUCAACAAGAAAAGUGGAGAUUAUGUCAGCUGUGAUGAUCCUGAAGUAGAGGAUUAUGGAAACAAGUGGAGCAUGAGUGCAAUGCUGAGGUACUUAAAACAAGAGGGGAGAGACACUGCAGCACUGAUGGCCAACGUGGAGGACCUGAUUAUCAAGACUGUAGUUUCUGCUGAGCUGGCCAUAGCCACAGCCUGUAAAACUUUUCUUUCACAUCGUGGCAGCUGCUUUGAGCUGUAUGGUUUUGAUGUCCUUAUUGAUGACACUCUCAAGCCCUGGCUGUUGGAAGUGAACCUAUCCCCAUCAUUGGCCUGUGAUGCUCCUUUGGACCUGAAGAUCAAAGCUAGCAUGCUCUCAGAUAUGUUCACUCUUGUAGGUUUCGUGUGCCAGGAUCCAGGCCAGCGGUCAAGCCGGGCCAUUUAUCAUUCAUCUGAAUCUGUCAGGAGAAAUCCAUACCAGAAGCUGCAGCAUCCUGUGUCUGCGCAGUCGCAAACAGCAAACACCAGGUUGCGUACCCGUCCUCUGUCUGCCAGUGAUGCUGAAAUUAAAAACCCAGUGCCCUCAGGCAGGGAAAAAGCAACAGGAAGGCAAGGCAGCUCUGUGCUAGGUCUCUCCAUGGAGGAGAUAAAAGUUCUUCAUCGAGUGAGAGAGGAGAAUGAACGGAGAGGAGGCUUCAUCCGGAUAUUCCCUACCCCAUUAACAUGGGACCUUUAUGGAUCCUUUUUAGAGCACAAGACAUCAAUGAACUACAUGCUGGCUACACGUCUGUUUCAGGACAGGGGCAAGAUGAAAAGAGACUUCAUCACUGGGAGAUCCCGAGCAGGUCUUAAUGGAAGGCUGGAUAUGAAGCUGGAAGCUGUAGACUCUCAUGCUCUCUUUUAUGAGAGAAAGCUUGUUUCACUGGAGUUACGGAAGCGCCGGCGAUGUCAUGGCAAGGCUAGAGCAGCACGGACAAGAUCAUCAGGGGCAUCAGAAACAACAAAGCUGUCCCUCAAGUCAGAUGCAGAAGGUGAGGAGGAAGAGGAGGUGGAUGCAGGUGAAGAUGAAGAGCUAGAUAGAACUGUUGGCUCUCUUUCGGACACCCAGGUGAAAAGCAAGCCAAAGCUGUCUGACUUGGUGAAAACUGCUUGUAAGGAGAGUUUGCCAGAAAAACUCGACAAGAAAACCGGAGAUGGAGGAGAGCUGUUCCUUCAAAAAACAGACUCAGGAUCUCAGUUUAACUUGCUGCAGAUUCUUCAAAAACAUGGGAAUCUGAGCAAAGUGCAAGCUCGCAGGGCUUUCUCUGCCUAUCUACAGCAUGUUCAGUUGCGACUGAUGAAGGAGGCUGGUGACCAGAUCCAGAAUCCCACCUGGGCUGCCAAAGAGGAUGAGCAAAUGGAGCUUGUGGUACGCUUUCUGAAGCGAGCUGCCAGCAAUCUUCAGCAGUCCUUGAGGAUGCUACUCCCCAGCCGUCGUUUAGGACUAAAUGAUCGUCGUCGUAUCCUGGCUCACCAGCUGGGCGAGUUCAUAAUCUGUUAUAACAAGGAAACGGAGCAGAUGGUUCAGAAAAGACCAAAAAAGAAACAGGAAGAGGAGGAGGAGGGAGUGAAUCCUGAAGGUUUUCAGAACUUUAUUACCAGAGCAAGUGAAAGUGACCUGGAGAAAGUGCUGACAUUUUACACACACAAAAACAAGUCAGCUGGUGUCUUCCUAGGAACAAAUUCCACAAGCACAAAACCCAGCAACACCAGGAACCAGUCAGAGAAACAGCCUCAAGGGGUUCCAGAAGGACCCACCUUCUCCUUAAAUGCUGAAGUGAAAUUACCUCAGUGCGGCCCUCCUAGUGCUUCUUCAUCUGUUUCUGGUGCCACGUUCCAGAGAAGUACCAGUUCCUGGAUACCAGCUCAGCCUCCAGCCUCUGAAAAUUCACAGGUUCCUGGUCACCAUUCCUUGCCAGCUCCUCUGGUUGGUCCUAGGCUGAUUCAGUCCCCAUCCCCACUACCCUUCUUGCAGAGUACAGCUCCUGACAGCUCUUCUGUCUUCACAAACCCAGUGUCCAGUGAGGCUUCUAGCCUUGCAGGGUUACAUCAUUGUCAUUCUGGUAGCUACACCAUUGGCCCAUUCUCAUCUUUUCAGAGAGCUGCUCAGAUCUACAGCCAACGAUUGUCCCGACCAUCCUCUGCAAAAGUAGGUUUGUGCCAUCGUAGUCCAAGUGCGCAGCGUGUGGGCUCAGCCAGGAUGUACAAAGAUGCAGAAGAUACUUCUUCCCAGGGCAAACGUUAUAGCCCCAGUAUGGUAGCAGCAGAACUGCAGCAGCUGGCAGAAAAGCAAGCAGCCUGUCAGUAUUCCCCACCAAGCCACAUCAGUAUCCUUACACAGCAGUUAACAAACCUGAACUUGGCAAGUGGAGCUAUAAGCAAGGGGAAAGGAGCUGCCCCACAGAGCUACCGGUCACCACUUAACAAAAGAGGGUCAUUGUGGGCUGUUCAGUCAGACACUCAUAUAGCUGACAAAAAAUCUGUCUCUUCAGCAGUCAGGGCUCCAGAGAAUCAUCAUUUUGCCUGGGACAAAGAGAUGGAGAACAGUGUCUACAACAAGGUGACACAGAGUCCACUGGCACAUCCUAACUAUCAGCUCCAUUUUGCUGUGCAGCAACUUCAGCAGCAGAAACUUCAGUCACGACAGCUGUUGGAGCAAAGCCAAGCCCGGCACCAGGCUCUCUUUGCCAGCUACUCACGAUCCAGCACCAGCCAUAUAUCUAUGCCAGCUGGCUCUGAUGCCCGCAAGACAUCAAGUGCCACUUCUAGUAUCCAGAAGGCAGCCAGUUUGCACAAAGUGAUGCCAUCCCAGAAUACACCUUCUCAGCUGGUUCCAAAGCCUCCAGCCAACCACAGGCAGGCAGCGAUCAGAAAGGCUGCAGCCCAGAGGAUUUCCAAGGUGACAUCCACUGAAAGGCAACUGAAUGGAUUCCAGAACAGCCUUCACAGUGCUGCAUCCUGUGAGCCAGGGACAAAUUCCACAGCCUCUGCUCGCAGAGAAGGACCGACACUGAACACCAGGUGAGGAAUCCAGGGUGUUGCUUCAGGUAUAGGACAAAGGAAAAAGCAGCAGUGACUUUGUACCACCACACUCCCAUAACACCCAGGAAAGAGUGAAGAGGAGGCCCUGGUUAGAGGACAACCCACUGAGGAGAGUAUAUGAACAUCUGUGGAAGCUGGUGAUACACCUGCAAGCUGAGGUGAAUGAUUGCCUCUGAGAGCUUCUGCUGCUGAGUCUUGGGGUCCCUUCCUCCCACCUCUUCCUGAUCACUAACUGUGAGAUCUUUCUAGAAGACGCAGGUCCUCCAGCUGUCUGUAUUGUUCCUAAGGUCCAAAUUUGAACAUAAAGUCUCAUUUGCCUAGCCAUUUCAGUCUGUCCCAGUCUAGUAACAGCUAAGAUUUUCUGCUGUCAUUACAUGGCAACGAUCACAGAGAAAAAUAUUGGAACAUAUGACUGGAGACAUUCGUGUUGGUUGCCAUCUUGAAUUUUGGCACAGAGCCAUAGAAAUUAUUGGUCUGAAUAAAGUAAUUUAAUU